ACAACUCAACAUACACACACACACACUACACACACUAGCGAACACGUUCCCUUCCUUUUCUCGGACAGCCUAAAUAUACGCCCACGAUUCCGUAUUUCUCUGAUAUCCCCUCGCUUCUCUCCUUUUCUCGUUACUACUACUCUUUUUGUUUUUCUACUCUCCAUCUCUCCCUCUCUCUCUCUCUUCACAAACUUUGCAUGGGAUUUUGAUUAAGACGGUGUCUCCGAUGGAUCCCGUGAAGCACCUGGGGAGGAGCAAGUGUUUUGCGUGUUUUACCCCUGUCGCAGACGACGAUGCACCCUGCUCUCGCUCCCCCUCGUCGAGGAAAACGGCCCACCACGGCUUUUCCGGUUUGCUCAAGUCCGUUCUCUUGAGGACGCCAUUGGUGAGGAAAUUUCGGAGCAAAAGAUAUAGGCGGGACUCCUGUCGAUCGAGCAGCACCCCAUCAUCCAAAACCAAAAAGCAAACAAGUCCUACCCAUAAGAAAUCUUUCUAUAAGGGAUUUUCGGACGAUAAUGAAGAAAGUUUCGACCGUCCGUCGUUGUUUUCAUCGACGCCCCCCUCCUCUGCCUCAUCCGUUACAUCGGACUCGAGCUCGGGAUCCGAAAGAAUUCAGGGGCCUGCUUCUCUUGAUUCGAGACCGACAAGAACAAACAAUAGGCACACGAAAAGGGUUGAUAGCAAAUGUAGUUACAACGUUGCUGCAGGAAUGUUCGUUCUCCUGGUUUGUCUAGUAGGUUUGGUUUUUUGGGGGAAGGUUUUUGCAAUAGUGACUUGCAUUUUAACAUGGCUGUUUUUUGCUCCGAGCUGCGGGUCUCAAGAUGGUGGCUGGCCGGUAAACGGCAACGUUGUUGACCCGGAGGAGUACAAGAAAAGGGUGGUCAUGGAAGGGUUCUUGCAGAGGAAUCGUCGUAAGGUACUAGAGAGGGAAGAUUUGGAAAGAAAAUAAAGUAAUUUUGGUUGAGUAGCGCAGGCAAGGUUUUUGGCGUGUGUUUGUACUAGGAGGACUGUUCUCUCUUAUUUCCUUUUUAACUGGUUUCUUUUAUUCUUUUCCGUAGUUUGUUUUCUUUUUUCUUGUCCUAAAAUUUUUCUCAUCAAUUGUGGGAAGGUGAAAUAUCAAGAACUCAAAACCUCCACUCGACAGAAAUAGAUGAUGCUAAUAUUUUAAAUCUCUCAUAAAAAGAAAUGCUAGUAGUACGAUAUUUGUUAUUAGUUCUAUCAAACGAUUGUUGAUGUAUAUAUUGAUAGUUUUUCUUUUUCUUUUUCUGAAAUGAUUUAUAUAGUGA
Messenger RNA from Sesamum indicum (sesame), 1286 nucleotides. RefSeq lists its product as uncharacterized. NCBI's taxonomy places the organism in Eukaryota, Viridiplantae, Streptophyta, Magnoliopsida, Lamiales, Pedaliaceae. The record is from RefSeq and is a predicted model, not a curated record.